Messenger RNA from Diospyros lotus (date-plum), 3336 nucleotides. RefSeq names its product putative receptor-like protein kinase At3g47110. The transcript has 3 exons. Gene Ontology annotation, cellular component: plasma membrane. The record is from RefSeq and is a predicted model, not a curated record. Gene Ontology annotation, biological process: protein phosphorylation. Lineage: Eukaryota; Viridiplantae; Streptophyta; Magnoliopsida; Ericales; Ebenaceae. The coding region runs from base 1 to 3147 and encodes 1048 amino acids. Gene Ontology annotation, molecular function: protein kinase activity; ATP binding; protein binding.
AUGGCGACGCACUACUGGCGAUCAGUUCACAUGCGGGUGCUUCUUCUUCUUCAUUCAAGCUUCCUUCGUCUCUCCCAAAUGGCCAUUACUGCGACGAGCUUCCGCUUCUUCUUCUUCUUCUCAACCACCUUUCAUGGCAUCCUUACCCUUCUUCUAUUCUCCCUAUCACUCCCAAACAACGCUGCAUCGUCUUCCCUCGGCAACGAGACCGAUAUAUCAUCAUUGCUCGACUUCAAAUCACAGAUAUUCGAAGAUCCAGAAGAAGCCUUGGCCUCCUGGAACGACACCCUCCAUUUCUGCAACUGGGCCGGAGUCACAUGCGGCCUCAAGCACCGACGGGUCACCGCUUUGAGUCUCCACGGCCAGAAGCUGGUCGGAACCCUAUCGCCCGCCAUCGGAAACCUCUCUUUUCUUCAGGCCCUCGACCUUUCAGAGAACUCGUUCCGCGGCCAUAUCCCGCCCGAACUCGGCCUCUUGUUCCGUCUCAGAAACCUCAACUUGAGUUUCAACUUCUUGGGCGGUGAAGUUCCGGCCAAUCUUUCCGGCUGCUCCAGCCUGCUGAAUCUCUUGCUAGAUCACAAUUAUCUCAUUGGCCACAUUCCUUCUCAGCUUGGCUUGUUACCUAAUCUUGCCAAGCUAUAUCUCAAAAACAACAAUCUUACAGGAAAUUUUCCGGCUUCCAUUGGAAACCUCACUUCUCUCCGAGAACUCUAUUUGUCAUACAACAAUUUGGAGGGGAAAGUUCCAGAAACAAUUUCCCAAUUAAGGAACUUGACAAUGAUUGGAUUAUCAGUAAACAGUCUGUCUGGUGUUUUUCCCCCCUCGCUUUACAAUCUUUCAUCACUGCAACUUUUGUCUCUGUCAUUCAACAACUUUAGUGGAAAUCUCAGGGAAGAUAUAGGCCUUGCUUUUCCAAACCUCCAGAACCUUUACUUGGCAGAGAAUCACUUCACUGGUUCCAUACCAGUAUCAUUGUGCAAUGCUUCACAGCUCCAACGUCUGGAUCUUCCUAUCAAUGGCUUCACAGGGAAGGUACCCGUGAACUUUGGGAACUUGCAGAAUUUGUGGUGGUUCAAUAUUCUGGAAAACGAUCUCGGAAGCGGCGAACUGCAUGAUUUGGAUUUCUUAAAUUCUCUGACCAAUUGCAGCCAGCUGCAGUUUCUGGACAUUGCAAACAACAGUUUUGGUGGUGUUCUUCCCAGCUCAAUAACCAAUUUGUCUACCCAAAUGACAAUGCUUCUCAUUGGAGGAAACAUAAUUCAGGGAAUUAUACCUGCAGAAAUUGCUAAUCUUGUCAACUUAACCAUACUCAGUAUGCCAGGGAACUUGCUUACAGGCAAAAUUCCAGCAUCUAUAGGGAAUCUAUCGAAUUUGAAACGUUUGCAUUUGGAGUCAAAUCAGCUCACUGGGGAAAUACCAUCUUCCCUUGGCAACAACACUCAAUUGUUGAACAUCUAUCUGCAAAACAACAGCUUAGCGGGCGGGAUUCCUUCAAGUUUAGGCAACUGCAAGGACCUUCAAGUUAUCGAUCUUUCUCAGAAUAAACUCAGUGGGCCCAUUCCCAAACAAAUCCUGUCUCUGCAAUCCCUCUCUGUUCUCCUCAACGUUUCUGGUAACUCGUUGACCGGCCCCUUGCCGGAAGAAGUUGGGAACUUGACAAACCUUGCUACGCUUGAUGUUUCAAACAACAGAUUGUCUGGGCAGAUACCGAGCAGUCUGGGAAGUUGUUUUUCCUUGGAGAUACUUCUUCUGCAAGGCAAUUUUUUUGGAGGGCCCAUUCCAGCUUUAACCGGUUUGAAGAAUAUUCACUACUUAGACCUUUCUCACAACAACCUGUCAGGCCAAAUCCCACAACAAAUUUCCAGGCUCUCCACAUUGUUUUACCUGGAUCUUUCAUUCAACAAUCUUGAGGGUCAAGUCCCUGCCCAAGGCAUCUUCAAAAAUGAGAGUUUGAUUCGGGUCUCUGGCAACGACAACCUUUGUGGGGGGAUUCAAGAUCUGCAUCUGCACCAGUGCCCCGACCAAUCGCGCAAAAAGUCCAGGAACCACAUUGGUUUGAAGCUGAUUCUGGUCUUGGUCAUUCUUGCCGCUUGCUUGGCUUUAAUGGUAUCAAUAUUUUGGUUUUUCUGUACGAGAAAAAUGAAGAACAAGCCCAACUCAACAUCUUCAAUUGACAAGGCGCACCCGAAGGUUUCUUACGAAGAGCUCCUCAAUGCAACUGAUGGGUUCUCUUCCAGGAACUUGAUUGGAUCAGGUAGUUUUGGAACUGUGUAUAGAGGAAUUCUUAAUCAACAAACUGUUGCAAUAAAGGUACUCGACCUGGAGCAAAGAGGCGCUUCCAAGAGCUUUAUUGCUGAAUGCCAAGCCUUGAGAAACAUCAGGCACAGAAACCUUGUCAAGAUUCUCACUGCUUGCUCCAGCAUCGAUUUCAAAGGCAACGAUUUCAAAGCUUUGGUGUAUGAAUUCUGCCCGAAUGGAUGCUUGGAAAAGUGGUUGCACCAAGAAGAGCGAGAAGCACCAGAGAGAAGUUUAAGCAUUCUGCAAAGGUUGAAUAUUGCAAUAGAUGUGGCUUCUUCGUUGGACUAUCUUCAUAACCAGUGCGAUACGCCGGUGGCUCACUGUGAUCUGAAGCCCAGUAAUGUGCUGCUUGAUGAUGAUUUCACUGCUCGUGUGAGCGAUUUUGGCCUGGCCCAGCUACUCUGUAAAUUUAGCAAGGAUGCAACCAUGAAGCAGUUCACCUCGCUUGAGAUUAAGGGAACCAUUGGAUAUGCACCUCCAGAGUACGGCAUGGGAGGAAGGGUGUCAACCGAGGGAGAUGUGUACAGCUACGGCGUUUUGCUGUUAGAGCUUUUCACAGAAAGGAGACCCACAGAUGACUCGUUUAAAGACAACUUGAACCUGCACAACUUCGUCAAAAUGGCGCUGCCCAACCGAGUAACAGAAAUUAUAGACCAUUCAGCCCUGAACAGAGACGACGAAGAAAUAAGCGAGGUUGGAUGUUCAAGUGAAUUGACAAGUGAACUAACUGAGUGCUUGGUUUCUGUUCUCCAAAUUGGAGUCCAAUGCUCAUCGGAUUCGCCACAAGACAGAUUGAACAUGGGACAGGUUGCCAUGAAUUUGCUUUGUAUUCGAGACACGCUUCUUUAAGCUGGAAGGACUUCCGAACAAAAGAAACAGCUGAAGCACAGGUCUACGGAUUUCGCAAACCCAUCUAAAGGCGACGGGGCUGUCUAAUGUUGGCUCAAUAAUGGAAUAUAAGACGGCAAGAGCAAAAUGCUGAAGAUUUGUGAAUGGCUGUACGCACUCGCAAAAAUUCAAUCCCUACUUGUUAGCUUC